AUGACUGUCAAUACUCAAAGCCAUGCGGCAACACCAGCUUCUAAAGAGGAGAAAGAGCGAAUCGAGACUUUAAGACAAAAAUUACUGGAGAACUUACCGAAUGGGAUUCCCACCGAUCUGGACACUGAUCUCAAUUUGUUGCGAUGGAUUCGAGGCUAUCAAGAGAAUUUCGAUUCAAUUACUCAAAACUUUGUAAAGUAUGUGAGUUCACGAAAAGCUGCCGGUUUUUCAGAUGCCGAUCUACCAGAGAAAUUCUUCGAAAUGCCAAAAAUCGCUUCAUAUCUUCCUUUCAUUGCUUCAUCUCGUUUACAAGAUCAACAAUGGCUUGAAGAAAAUAAUGCUUUUCUUUUCGUUGAGAGAUCCUGGAAUCAACCGAAAGAGUUCAUCAAGUCAAUGAAAACGUCGGAUUAUUUAUUUCAUUGUUUUGGUUAUUCAGAAAUGCUUUUACAAUUGAUAUUAAGACGAGAAGCAAAGCAAACCCAGAACAAGGGACCAAUUCAAUUCAUUGUUAUCUUUGAUUUAUCUUCGAUUAAUAUUAUGGAUUAUUUAAAUCCAUUGAGCGGUCAUAUGAAACUCUGGCAGUUACGGUCUCAACUCUGGCAAGAAUGGUACCCGGAAAUGGUUCAACGCAUUUACCUCGUCCAUCCACCGCGAGCACUCGGUUUACUCUGGAAAUUGGCAAAACUUUUUCUUAAUGAAAGAAAUGCUCGUCUAAUCGAAGUGAUCUCAGAUCUUAAAGAGCUCACACAAAAGCAUUUACCCAAAUGGUUUGUACCGAAAGAAUUUGGAGGUGAUUUUGUGAAUACGAUGAUGCCAGGAGAUUCGAGUGGAGUGAGUGUGAGGAGGAAGAUUUUAAACGAAGAUCAUUACACCGUAAAUCGACAUUAUUCUGGUAAAAAAGUUGAGAGAUUAAAGCCGAAAAAGAAGGAUCUUUCCACGGGCGAGCAAUUUAUUGUUCCGGUUGCCAUUUCUGAAAACGAAUCGAUUCUUUGGGAUCUUACGAUCAGUGGUGAUAUUGACUUUUGUGUUUAUCGGAAUCAGGAUCACAAUGAUCUCGUCUAUCCACAUUUUCAUUUGAUUUCUAGCCGCUUGCCUGAAGAGGGAAUGUUUGAAUGUUUGGAUGCGGGCGAGUACAACUUUUGUUUUCACAAUCGGAGCGACUAUUUCGCUGUCAAAUUGGAGUAUUCGAUUUCAAUUGAAAAAGCAAAA
Mesorhabditis belari is the source of this 1209-nucleotide messenger RNA. The record is from the annotation of a GenBank genome assembly. Lineage: Eukaryota; Metazoa; Nematoda; Chromadorea; Rhabditida; Rhabditidae.